AUGCCGACCACGCGAAGCCAAACCAAGAAAAUAGAUCUGGCAUCGUCUCAGGAUACUGGUGCAACCCCCUACUUGAUGAACGAGGCCGCCUGGGGGCCAGUGCUUGGAUGGCUGGACCUAGAUUAUUCAGAGACUUCGCCAUUGAAGCGAAUCGAAUGGAGAAAUGCUCUGAACCAGAUCCAAGAGGCUGAUGGCUGUCGUUAUAUCACCUUUUCGUGCCCCGAGGAAGAGCCCCAGAAGUUAUGGAUUAUUAUCCAGUGGUCGUCAGCGGCGCAGCGAAACUGCUUUCACCAGUCAGAUAACGUCGCAAGUGAUGCGAAGAAAAUCCUUUAUCCGAUAAGCUCUGGCAUCAGUGACGACGGGAACAAAGUUCACUUGAUUGACCGGGUUGACUACAGUAUUGGCAAGGUGAUGCACGCUGGAUUUCCAGCGUCUCCCAACCCGGAAAAGGUCCACGAAGUGUGGAUGGCCUGCUUUCCAGUCGGCGCGCUAAAACAUCAAUGGGAGCAAGAGCAGAAGCUGCCCCUAUUGCUGAACUUUUAUGCACGAGAUGAAGAGUCUUCGAACCAUAUGGCUGGGAUUCUGAGUCAAAGUGUGGCCUGGAUUUCAGGCGAGGUGAAUUACCAAGGGAUACGGUGUCAGCGGAUCGCAUGGUUGAUGGAGUGGAAGUCUAAGGAGGCAGAAGAGCUCUACAAGACGACUGUACGAUGGGUGAAAGAGGAAGAAGGUCAAUCUAGCAAGCCACAGCUAGCACUGAACAUGUUUAUUGAUGACUUGAAGAGCUUUGAAAUGGUUGGGUAUGAGACCUGGCACGCGCAAUUUGAAGAUAUCCGAGACACCCUCAACAAUUAG
Messenger RNA from Aspergillus chevalieri, 852 nucleotides. RefSeq lists its product as uncharacterized. Bases 1 to 852 code for a protein of 283 amino acids. The record is from RefSeq and is a predicted model, not a curated record. The transcript is spliced from 2 exons. NCBI's taxonomy places the organism in Eukaryota, Fungi, Ascomycota, Eurotiomycetes, Eurotiales, Aspergillaceae.